AUGAGUUUGUUCGGCAGGUGGAAGGAGUUGGAGACGGGCAACAUCUAUAUCGUCACAACUCCGGAAGACCCCGUGCUGCAUUUUUUGACUGUGGUGAACAACCCGAUGAAGGACGAUCGGCGUGAGUUUGAGAUCCAGCGGGGCCCAGAAGGAAGGAUCCAACUUCUUCCUUUGUACCUCAAAGACAUCACUACAGAACCAGAUACUCUUUCCGAUCUCUUUUUGGACCCCACAGUACCAGGUCGCAUCGUUUGGUACAGUUACACCACCGGAAAACGCAAGACCUGGCAGUACAUGCUGCAGGUGUGGAACACCACGCUUGUGCAGCUGAUGUACGAAGAAGAAGAAGACACUGUCCUUCGGCUGGUUCUGCGGAAGCUCACAGGGGAGACAAUUUCAAAGGUUGCUGUGCAACCUGGCACGAGCUGGAGGGAUGCAAGGAAGUUGAUGGUGCCGGGUCUGCGACCACUCCUCUCGAAAAGGCUGGCUUUCGUGUCGCCCCUUGGGGAAGUGUUGACGACAGCACACGAUGAGAAGCGCCUUUCUGAGAUUCUUGGAUUGGCAGGAUGCAAGCCGGAGGUAGAUGAGGACGCAUGGCGGCGCUUUCAGUAG
Molecule: messenger RNA, 612 nt
Organism: Symbiodinium necroappetens
Lineage: Eukaryota; Dinophyceae; Suessiales; Symbiodiniaceae
Source: the annotation of a GenBank genome assembly